Messenger RNA from Drosophila gunungcola (fruit fly), 6531 nucleotides. RefSeq names its product dual specificity calcium/calmodulin-dependent 3',5'-cyclic nucleotide phosphodiesterase 1 (gene Pde1c). Gene Ontology annotation, biological process: signal transduction. NCBI's taxonomy places the organism in Eukaryota, Metazoa, Arthropoda, Insecta, Diptera, Drosophilidae. Bases 471 to 4025 code for a protein of 1184 amino acids. Gene Ontology annotation, molecular function: 3',5'-cyclic-AMP phosphodiesterase activity. The transcript is spliced from 10 exons. The record is from RefSeq and is a predicted model, not a curated record.
CUUGGCUUAUCGUGUGUUUAUCGGACGCAGAUCGAAAUCACAGAUUCAGAUAUCGAAGUGACCAUAGCUGUGACCAGUGUUUGUCCAAAAUCGAUUGUAAACUCACGAUUUAUAUUCUCCCGUGUACUUGAUUGCGUUAUUUUGGUUACCUAGCGAAUGCACAACACUGCGUAUGCGCAAUACCAAUCAAUUGUUUUGCCUGAUUUAACUUGUACCAUUUAAUUUGUGAACCUGAUUUCAAUUUAAUUUCGUCCAGAAAGACAUCAUAAAAUUCCAUAGCGAAAUGAUAUUGUGAUUUAAAGUGAAUUUAAAUAGUGAGAAAUUUUAAAAUAUUAUUUCAAUCAAAUUUAAAUACAACUGGCGUACGUCGACAAGGCAAAUUGUUUCCCACGGUUUCGUAAAAUGCAUUUCGAGACAUAACAAAAAUCCACCGAUUUACCGAAAACGUGUUGAUCAGAAUCGUUUAGAAAAUGGGCGACACAUUGGACGAGACGCUGCCCACGCGACGCGACAAGCCGCAAACAUUGAACGUUGGCCAGGAGGAGGAGGGUACCGCUACCGCUACCGCUACCGCUUCCGUUCCCCUUCCCGCUUCCGCCCCCACCGCCAUUCCUGCUCCCCGCCUACCGCGCAACCGGUUGCGUCAUGCAGAUCGCGAUCAGAAACGCGAUCACUCGAGCGACGGUGUCCUUGUGUCCGGUGGCGAACGGCGGGACGAAUUCGUGGGGCUCGACGCCCAGCCGCGCCGCGAGAGUCUGAAUAGUUGCGAGGCCGGCAGUCCAUUGGCCAUGUCCUCCAGUCCCGGCAAGGCGAACCGGCUCAAUAGCUCCAGGUACCCGUCCGCCGGCUCCAGCGGCAUCGGCGUCAGUGUCCUGGGCGGCCUUGUGGGCACCACCACCCGCAAGUGCGUCCUCACGCUGGACGGGUACUCCUACGUCAUAGUUGCCAGCACGCCGGAGAGUUUGCCCAGCAAGCGGGACGAGGCCAGUGUUGGGGCGGGCACCACCGGCAGCAGUGGUGCGGCAUCGAGCAGCAGUGGUGCAGCGAGCGGUGCGGCGAGUGGGUCAGCUGGAGCAGCAAUUGGAUCUGGAACUGGAGCCGGAGCCGGAGGAGCAGGUGGCGUCAGUACGCCAGCCCAGGAAGCCUCCAGUCCCACAGUCUCUGAGCUCAGUGGCAGCGGCUCAAAUGCGACAAUAAAUGGUCAAGUGGCAAGACACGGCUCACUGACGAUUAUCCGACGCACGAACAGCCGGAACUUUACGCAAAUCGACGCCCAGCUGGCAUCGCCUUCAGCCACCGCCUCCAGCUCCACAGUCCCAGGGAUUGGCUUCGCCCAGACGCCGCUUAGUGAGCCACUCGCGGAGCGCCUGAGCUUCCGUUCCGGCAGCAACGGAUCCGCGUCCGCCGGCGACAGCCGCUCAAGCAAUCAGGGCCCCAGUACCGGACCAUCCGCCACCGCCACCGCCGCCGCCGCCAAAAUGCAGCCAUCAUCGCCGAACGCCACCAACUACCUGGCCGACAACAUUCAGAUCUCGUCGGCCAACCUGUCGCAGACCGAAAUGGUCGGCGGUCGCGAUUCGAACGACUACACGGCCGCCCACUCGAUCAACGUCGCCGGCAACAACUCGUUCCUGCGCGGGGACACCGAUAUUCCGCAGGAGUCGGGACACUCCUUCGAAACGCCCUCGAGUAUCUCGUUCGCCGCCGGGCAAUGGGACACGGAGAGUUUGCCGCCAGUCGACACGCCAGAUGCCCUUAACAAAGCGGCCGGGAGAAUACGCAGUCUUCUCCGCCGCAUGGAUCAUGAGACCGUGGCCUACGAGGACAUGCAGCGCAAUCUGCACUACGCGGCUCGGGUACUGGAAGCCGUCUUCAUUGACGAAUCAAGAAGCCCCACAUCAGGUAAAACAAAGUUGGGGCAGAUUGCGUCCUCAUCCGUUGAAAGCGAAGAAGAGGGCUGCAAUGGCAACUGCAAGAAUCUGAACUGCGGGCGCCAUAGCCACGGACGCGAUGAUCAGCAGCAGGAUAACAAUAACUCCAACAGCAGCUGCAGCCUGCAGGAGGCGGCAGCUGGAGCGGGAGGUACCGCACCGGCGGUUGUCAACCAGGAAAGCAUAGAGGGUCGCACCAAAGGCGUUUCACUGGCCCCGCAGACGCACAGUGGACCCACCGGUCCGCCGCCGGCGACAGAUACAGCUCCCACCUCAGCCCCAAAACUACAGCCCGCCCUAGAGACCGUGAGGGAAUCGGUGAUGGAGGAGGGUCCAGCCAAGUGCCUCGAGCCAAGUGCCAAGGCGGCGGAGAGUGAUGCCAAGGCGGCGGAGAGUGCAGACAGUGCUGCCAAGGCGACCAGCAGUGGCAGCUGCAGUAACAGCAACCCAGCGACCGUGCACCGGCAACGGCGCCUGCGGACACCCACCUGGGCCAGGUCCAUGUCGACGAACAAAACGCGCCUGGCGGACGAGGACGAUGAGCUGUCGGAGGUGCAGCCGGAUGCAGUGCCGCCGGAGGUGCGCGAGUGGCUGGCCUCGACCUUCACCCGCCAGAUGGCCACCAGCCGGCGCAAGAGCGACGAGAAGCCCAAGUUCCGAUCGGUGGCCCACGCCAUCCGGGCCGGCAUCUUCGUGGACCGCAUGUACCGCCGCGUCUCCAGCUCGGCCCUCACCGCCUUCCCACCGGACGUGGUGAGGCUGCUCAAGAACCUGGACGACUGGACAUUCGACGUGUUCGCGCUGACGGAGGCGGCCAGCGGGCAGGUGGUGAAGUACGUGGCCUACGAGCUGUUCAACCGCUACGGCUCGAUCCACAAGUUCAAGAUAGCGCCGGGGACGCUGGAGGCGUUCCUGCACCGCGUGGAGGAGGGCUACUGCCGCUACCGGAACCCGUACCACAACAACCUGCACGCAGUGGACGUGAUGCAGACGAUCCACUACUGCCUGUGCAACACGGGUCUGAUGAACUGGCUGACCGACCUAGAGAUCUUCGCCUCGCUGCUGGCGGCCCUACUGCACGACUACGAGCACACGGGCACCACCAACAACUUCCACGUGAUGUCCGGAUCGGAGACGGCGCUGCUGUACAACGACCGAGCCGUGCUGGAGAACCACCAUGCCAGCGCCAGUUUCCGGCUGCUGCGCGAGGACGACUGCAACAUUUUGUCGCAUCUGUCGCGCGAGGAGUUCCGUGAGCUGCGUGGCCUCGUCAUCGAAAUGGUACUGGGCACCGACAUGACCAACCACUUCCAGCAGAUGAAGGCCAUGCGACAGCUGCUGACGCUCCAAGAGGCGACCAUUGACAAGCAGAAGGUGCUCUCGCUGGUGCUCCACUGCUGCGACAUCUCGCAUCCGGCCAAGCAGUGGGGCGUCCAUCAUCGCUGGACCAUGCUCCUGCUGGAGGAGUUCUUCCGCCAGGGCGAUUUAGAGAAGGAGCUGGGCCUGCCCUUCAGUCCGCUGUGCGACCGCAACAACACGCUGGUCGCCGAGUCGCAGAUCUGCUUCAUCGACUUCAUCGUGGAGCCCAGCAUGGGCGUCAUGUCCGACAUGCUGGAGCUGAUCCUGGCCCCCAUUGCGCCGAUGAACAAGGGCAAGCCCUCCACUCUGGUGGAGCACGAGGCCACCGCCUCGUCCACUGGCAUCCACCCGCCCUCGGGCAUCACGCCCAGCAUGGGCAAGCCGGUCGACGCCCCCGCUCCCGCUCCCGCACCCCCAACUGCCACCGCCAACGCUCCGAAGCCCACCGCCGAGUUUCUCGCCCGCAAGAGCGCCACCGGAUCCACCGGCUCCAAGUUCAACAUACCCAAGCCCUGGCUGGCGUGUCUGGUCGAGAACAAGAAGAUCUGGAAGGAGCAGGCCGUCAAAGAUGCCGAGGCCCGAGCUUUGGCCACAGCGGCGGAGGAAGCUGCAGCCGCAGCAGCAGCGGCGGCGGCUGAAGAGGAGGAAAACAAGUCGGCUGCGGCGGAAACGGAAACGGCCGAUGGCGAACAAACUGAGGCAACUGCGGAGUCGGCAGAUGGCGCUGCCGACUAAAUUGGCAUCGGCGCCACCUGCCGGGCAGCGGCAGCAACCUGAAACAGAAACGGAAAAGCAGAAUUAGAAUACAAAAUACAGAAGGAAAUUUCGGAACGAAUUCGGAUUGUUACACUGAAAGAAACUGGGGGGACGGUUCCAAUAAUAAUGUUUACUAAGCUUAGAAGCAGCCUAGAAUAUUAAUUACAAACCGCUUCUGAUGCGCUCUCUAUGUGAAUUGUGGUAGAGUUAGACUAACGUACAUCAUCUAUAUAGGCCUAGUUGCGGAACAUUAAAAAUGAUAUAUAUAUAUAUAUAUAUAUAUAUAUAUAUAUAAAUAUAUAUAUAUAUAAAUAUAUGUAUAAAUACUGUAUACUUUGUUGUUGCAAGCGGAAAACAAACAAAAGAAAAGAAAACAUAAGGAAAUAUUAGGGACAAGCACAAAAACAAACAGACAAAAAACGAGUAGAUGUAAAUAGUGAAGAGUUCAACCGAAAUUUGUUGUGAAUUUGUUGGUUCGUUGCGAGCAUUUAUACCUAGACUUGAGUUGUACUUGUCUUUUAUUAGUUUUAGUCAAAUGUGGAAUUUAUUAUAUGAUUUCUAUAAGUUCGAUGUAUGUAAUUUCGUUAUCAUUAAAUACAUAUACUUUUGUAACCGUUUCCAUAUUUUAUUUUCGCCUUUAUUUCUGCGUUUUGCAUUUACCAACCACUCAAAUUGCUCAAAUUAGUGAGUGGUUUUCGCGAAGGGACGACAAAUUCGUCUAGAGCUGUCUAGAUAUUAAGUACCUAAAUAAAAACUAAACCAAAAAUUACCUGACAACUAGUUGUACGACUUGUAUAUACUUUCCACUAACCCCUAACAGACUUUCCCCAAAAACCAAAACGAAGGCAAAGGAUUUCUAUAACUUUCCACUCUACAAAUGCACAUAGCUACCUAUACAAAAGGAUAUUUAAUAUGUAUUGUUAAGGAUAUAAUAGUCACGUUUCUACAAACAUAUUUAUUUUUAUACGAGAGCGAGGGACGAAAGUGGGCGGACGACGGGAAGGGCUUGAGUCGCAGGAGGAUUUGAUUUCUUUUCGUUUCGGUUUUCCUUUCUUUAACCAACUUGAAAUGUUUUCAAACGUUUUUCAAAAUGUCUGAUAGCGGGACCAUUCUUUUAAGAUUUACCACUGCUCUUUACCACCAAACCGGGAAAUACCAUGGGUAAUACAACCGGAUAUGAGGAGAAAGUGGCGAAAGCGAAAGCGAAAGCGAAAGGGUGAACCCAACAGACAGCGUCAAAGGGCAGUGGUAAAAGUGCUUAGCAGUAAGGUACCAAAUUAUCAGCUGAAAUUGGGAUCAUAGCUUUAUUAAGGUAGUCGAUAAAUGUACGAACCAGUGGUGCAGAUGUGUAUAGCGUUGGGUGGCGGCAUACCAUGUCUACUAGUAGCCACAAAUUAAAAACAAACAAACAAACAAACAGAAAGAGAAACAAAAACAGAAACAGAACAAACGUACACAGCAGAAUAAUCUACUCCUAAACAUUAAUGGGAUAAACAUAGCGACAGAAUAUCUAUUAUGUGGAAGUAAAUAUUAUUGAACAAACAUGUAUGUUAAUGUAUAUCAAUAUUGAACGCUCAAAGCGAUGCGCAUAUAUAUAUAUAUCGUAUAUAUAUAGCGACCUCUCUCAAAAAUCUGUACAAAGUCCUGAUUAACCUAGCGUUAGUUGCUGUAACACAGGCUGCAGACCUUCAACCAAAAGCAAAGUUGUUAUUUAUCUCUGUUGAAAAAAUAAGCAAACUACAGAAAUACUAAUCGAACGUAUGCAUAUGGAUAUAUUUGAGGUUUACGAUUCAAUGUUAUUAGCAAAAAGUAGUCUAGUAGUACCAUAAACACACAGAAAAGACAAAAAUAUAUAUCAUAAUUCCAGCCAACGUUUAAAAGAGGUUUGUGACCAAAAUUUUGGGGCAGAUGCUAAUAAGCCCUGAGCUGAUGGAACGACAUGGAUACGAACACACAUGCAUACAGUAUAUAAGUUGAAAGCAAUCAUUACAUUUAAAUAAUAUAAACUAUUUAAAUAUAAAGCCCCUAAUAAUAAUCUAAAAAAUACAUUUUGUGUAAAUACAACUUGCACAGGAUGCAAAAAGAUGUAGGAAAUUAGCAAAAUGCACAUUAACUAAAGGUAACAAAAUAGCCAGUUCACACCACCCAAACAAAAGCGAAGUCGCAUAUUACUGAAAUCUGUAAAUAACCUUGUUUCAUCUGUUCAUUUCUAGCCCAGUUAUUUAUAUAUCGAAUAAGCAAACUAAUUGUGUACUUUACAAGUUUUCGCAAAUCAAAAGCCUACUAAUGAAACGUUUUUAAUUUUCCUACUUUGUUAAACUCAACAUUUAAUAUGCAUAAACUAACGGCGGUGGUAAAUAAAUGAAAAGAAAUUUGAAAAAAGGAAUAUGGCUGAGAUGUAUGCUUAUUACGAAAUACUUUCAAGUAAACUAUAAUAACACCAUAUGACUUUUAAUAUACUAAUAAAAAUUCUUAUUAAACCUAA